AUGGUGCUGAGCCGGCUGCUCGGCCGCUGGAGUCUCACCGCGCUGGGAGCCGCUUGCGCCUGCCGCGGCCUGGGUCUAGCCCAGCUGGGACUUCUCCAUCACACAGAUUUGAGGAAGAGCUUGACCGUGGAACAGGACGCCAUGAAGGUUGAGUUAUUGCCUGCCCUGACAGACAACUACAUGUACCUGAUCAUCGAUGAGGACACCAAGGAGGCCGCCAUUGUAGACCCAGUGCAACCCCAGAAGGUGGUAGAAAUGGCAAAAAAGCACGGCGUGAAGCUGACUACGGUGCUCACCACCCACCACCACUGGGACCAUGCUGGCGGGAAUGAGAAGCUUGUCAAGCUGCAGCCUGGAUUGAAGGUGUACGGGGGUGAUGAGCGGAUUGGGGCCCUGACUCACAAGAUCACACACCUGUCUACACUGCAGGUGGGGUCUCUCAACGUCAAGUGCCUGUCAACACCGUGUCACACUUCUGGACACAUCUGCUACUAUGUGAGCAAGCCUGGCAGUUCCGAGCCCUCUGCUGUGUUUACAGGUGACACCUUGUUUGUGGCUGGCUGCGGGAAGUUCUUUGAAGGGACAGCGGAUGAGAUGUACAGAGCCCUGAUCGAGGUCCUGGGCCGGCUCCCUCCGGACACAAGAGUGUACUGUGGCCACGAGUACACCAUCAACAACCUCAAGUUCGCUCGCCACGUGGAGCCCAGCAACACCGCCGUCCAGGAGAAACUGGCCUGGGCCAAGGAGAAGUACCGCAUGGGGGAGCCCACAGUGCCGUCCACCAUGGCGGAGGAGUUCACCUAUAACCCGUUCCUGAGAGUGAGGGAGAAGACGGUGCAGCAGCACGCGGGCGAGACGGACCCGGUCGCCGCCAUGAGGGCCAUCCGCAAAGAGAAGGACAGUUUCAAGGCGCCCCGGGACUGA
This is a messenger RNA of Pipistrellus nathusii (Nathusius's pipistrelle), 924 nucleotides long. Lineage: Eukaryota; Metazoa; Chordata; Mammalia; Chiroptera; Vespertilionidae. The record is from the annotation of a GenBank genome assembly.